AUGCAUUGGCCUUUUUAUAUUAUCAGGCCUCGCGGUUCUGCAGCAGCAGAGCGACUUUGGAGCAGACGAGAGGAUACCUUGGAUUUGUUUGACGCUGCCAGACGAUUAGCAGAGCAGAGGUGUCGCAUGCUGAGGAGAGGCCUUGAUCCCGGGUUUGCCAACGGACCUGAAUUUUGUCUGAGGAAGAAUGUCAGCAGACGCAAAUCACAUUCCCGAAACCAUGUGACAGAUCUGUCAGCCAAUCACAACUCUGUGUUCCAAUACCCAAUCAUCGACAAGAAACAGACAGUACCAUGUGAAUCAGACAAAGAGGUUUUGUUCCUGUGCUUCAUGACUCCAGUGUCCGUCUUCGUUGAGAUAUUCCUAAUAUGUUUGCACAGAAAGAGACGAAUGUUACGGUGCUGACGAUGCUGAACUUGUUAUUUGGAUUUGGACUACAAUUCUAUAAAUGU
Mizuhopecten yessoensis (Yesso scallop) is the source of this 452-nucleotide messenger RNA. RefSeq lists its product as uncharacterized. The coding region runs from base 1 to 405 and encodes 134 amino acids. The record is from RefSeq and is a predicted model, not a curated record. Lineage: Eukaryota; Metazoa; Mollusca; Bivalvia; Pectinida; Pectinidae. The transcript has 3 exons.